UUAUCGUGAAGGAAGGAAACUGCAGCGACAGGUCCAACGUUAUUUUCGGUUGUGUUGCUAUUUGAAAGACUAGAAAUUGCGACAACAAACCUCUGAGACGGACUGGGAGGGAGUUGCUUGGUCGAGUUGUUUGCUGGGGAAGGAACGGUCGAUCAGUCUCCGCGCCGUUGACGUUGUGCGGGAAGGCACAUACCCACAAUCCCCGCCUGUCGACCCUCAACGCUGUACCAUCGCCAAAAGAGCGCUGCUGCUCGUCCUAAUCUCCUAUGGAGGCACCAGAUGCCACCAGGCAAAGUGUCGGCCUUCCCUCAAUAAACCACAUGGAUACCAACAGGUUUAAGCGGGACGAGAGUGAAUACCAGCGAAAGCUCUCGGCACAGUCCCUUAUCAGCCCGUUGCACCCUCGUUCAGGGCCGUCGCAUUUGCACGGCUCCCACCAAUCCCCGCCCGCCAGCGCAGUACCCGGCUCGCUUGCUGGUCUGCUAUCGCCCCCGGAAUCACGCAGGACCUCUGGCGACGAGAAGGAUAUUUACAAGCCGGCGGCAUGGCAGUCGUUGCCAUCGAUAUCUGAGGCCCUGGCAGCAGAGCAAUCGCUGCCCUACCCUGGACCUGUCCCACCUCCACCCUCUGCCCCGGCACCAACACCUCAACACUAUGCACGGGUCUCCGUGAAUACGUCACCCUCAGAAUCACGCAAAAGACCAUUCGAGCCGGAUUCGUACAGCGCCCAAGGACCUGCUAACCCAUUCUCGCAUCCUCGGAGUCCUUUCAUCGGUGCGCCUGCCUCUCAAGUGCCACCCCCACCUCCACCCCAGGAAGCACGACCACCAUAUGAGCCACGUACCUACUCGACAUUGCAGCACAACUCAAGGCUGCCAUCACUGCACCCCAUCAAGACGACGCAGUCGCCGCCGCCCCCUAUUGUUCGACCAAACCCGCCAUACUCUUCAUAUCCGCCAGCGCCGACGCCGGCUUAUGAGCCUCCUGCUCCUCCGCCAGCCGAAUCUUUGAAUCAUCAAUAUGGCUACUCGCAGCCGCAGUACGCAUCUUAUCCGCCGUCGGCCCCUAAUUCAGCUGGACCAUCCGCAGUAUAUCCCGCUUCAACCUCGGCCUAUCCCCCACCCUCUCGUUACUACCCUACGUCACUGCGUGACAACACCGAGUCUCGUCUUGAAGAGAAGAAGCUCAACCGCACCAGCCUAGCUCCUUACGGAGAGUCUGUCAAACGUCAUCUGGAUAGCUUCGAUCUCGAGGCGUCUCUAAACGAGAUGGCCGACGGCUGUGGACGCAUCUCAGAGUUCUCUAAGAUGUACCGUCAAAGAGCACAUGAAACCCAACGUAUCGGCAUGACUCCUCAGUCAUUACCAAGAUUGGAAGACAUUGAGGACAUGAUUAAGCAAGGCGACAGAGUACAAAUGUCUCUCCAGCGAAUGAGAGACGUUGUCUUCAAUCACCAGCAAGCGAGCUUAGCCGAGCCACCUCAACAAUCGCACUACAGACGCGCCAAUGGAUACGAUCACGAGACGUCAAGCAACUACGGUGAUGACAUGAAAGGUGGUGGUGGUUUCACCGGCGCUGAUAACAAGACGCGGAAGCGAGGUCGGGCCGCUCCUCCUGGCCGGUGCCACAGUUGCAAUCGUGCCGAGACACCAGAGUGGCGCAGAGGCCCUGACGGUGCUAGAACCUUGUGCAAUGCUUGCGGUCUUCACUACGCAAAAUUGACCAGAAAGAUUGGCAAGGAUGCCAUGACAAGCUCUAACUUGCGGCCAAAAUCAAUCGACCAUGGUUCCCCAGCCGUGUGAGAAAGGAUGCCCGCAACAACGAUCGAUCCAGCUCGAGCUUUCUGCGCACCCUGGAUAGCUUACGUCCCGCCCUAUCGAAAUAUCGAUCCUACUUGGACCGAUUGAUUUCACGCGAUAUAUUGCCCGAACAGACUGACGUUACAAACGCCCGGCUUCUCCUUACAUCUCUCGCUAGCAUUGCAAGCAUCUCUUAAUUUGUCAUUGAAGCGUU
Messenger RNA from Didymella exigua CBS 183.55, 2013 nucleotides. RefSeq lists its product as uncharacterized. The transcript is spliced from 5 exons. NCBI's taxonomy places the organism in Eukaryota, Fungi, Ascomycota, Dothideomycetes, Pleosporales, Didymellaceae. Gene Ontology annotation, biological process: regulation of DNA-templated transcription. The coding region runs from base 267 to 1802 and encodes 511 amino acids. The record is from RefSeq and is a predicted model, not a curated record. Gene Ontology annotation, molecular function: zinc ion binding; sequence-specific DNA binding.